AUGCACCAAGUCGAGCACGAGAUGUCGGACGAGCAGGUCCGACUUAUAGCCAUCGUCACCGCAAUAGUCAUGGUCCCAGCGACGAUCUACAUGUUCUAUCACGCAAGGAGUAUCUCCAAGCGGUAUCCUGCGGCAGUACCGGUUCCAGCGGUUGCGGCGGGGAAGAAGACGCAAGCACCUGAACCAAAAUAUGUCUCGCCCGCCAUAGCCGCUGGCCAGCUGGGAGCCUGCGGUCCAGCUAUAAUCGGCAUGUCCACCUUGCGGCGGCAGAUAUCACAUGGUGUCACACGUGGGAGGGGAAUACAUGGGAAUGGGGUCUCGGGGUCGAUACUAAGGAUAACUCAUCACGACGUUGACGAUAUCGUGUUUCCGCCUGGGCAUCCGUUCAUCCCCUUCAUGCUGGGCAAACUGAGCUUGAAAAGGGCCAGACCCAGACCAUCUGCAAGUUCUUCGUUACAUAUCCGACUUACACCUGCUCAACUACCCCCUCACGCAAGCAUGACCAACGGCCAUACCGCACUCUCAACUGAGACCGCACCUACCGAGAUAUUCCAUCAAUUCUCCAGUCUCCCUGCCGAGCUGCGCAAUCUCAUAGUCAGCUUCGUGGUCGGACCGGGCAUUGCCAAGCAGAUCCCCACGGACAGUCAAGAUGCUGUCUCGGUUCCAGACGGCGACGAACACUCAGAGGAAGACGAAGACGCAGGAGAAGACGAAGACCCAAAGGAAAACGCGUUUGUCUCCGCUCGAAACAACCGCUUGAUGAACCUCCGACUUGCUUCCAAGGCAGCCCACGAGAUGGUUGAUGGGAUCCUACCAAUUCAGACCACCGUGGUCUUUGCCAAAGACAAGGAGACCAAGGUCUCAAGCUGGACCUAUACAACCCACCCGCGGCGAACCCACUCCCGGCGCAGCGGCCAGACUGCUGUUGACGGGCCUUUCCCCCGAGUCACGAUCCUGAUGCCGGACACCUACGCCAAGAACAUCCGGUAUCUUCUGGCAGCCGGCAAGACGGCAAAGUUCCCAGCGAGCUUCAUGAAGGCGUUGCCUAAGAAGAUGGACAGAUGCACGGUUGGGAUCCGUGAAACUGUCUCUAGCGGCAUGCAGCGCGGUCACCCUUAUUUGCGUCAGCAGCUGUACAAGGCCAUCACAGCAGACGUACUGGUGCUGACCGAAGCUGAAAGUUCUGCGCUCACGAACGCUUUCAUCUACCAUCGAAAGCAGUUAUCCAUCACCGCCGCGGACAAGAUCAAGAAUUUUCGGGGUGAGACACUCGAUGCCCUGCCAGUCGAAUCCGAUACUCACUUCUUCAUGGGCCAUUCGAUAUCACUGACCGGUCUCACUGGCAUGGCGCGACUGGUGUCGGACGCGCUGAUCCUCAAGAGAAGACAGAAACUCAGCAACACUGUCACUGUGGUCGAUCACGCCAAAUACAUCACCAUACGGUCUGAUAGCUCGCAUCACGAGAUAAUCUGGAAGCGGAGGCUUCGGAGGAGCUGA
Messenger RNA from Dioszegia hungarica, 1497 nucleotides. RefSeq lists its product as uncharacterized. The record is from RefSeq and is a predicted model, not a curated record. The transcript has 5 exons. Lineage: Eukaryota; Fungi; Basidiomycota; Tremellomycetes; Tremellales; Bulleribasidiaceae. The coding region runs from base 1 to 1497 and encodes 498 amino acids.